Prosopis cineraria is the source of this 2385-nucleotide messenger RNA. RefSeq names its product zinc finger BED domain-containing protein RICESLEEPER 2-like. The record is from RefSeq and is a predicted model, not a curated record. Bases 1 to 2385 code for a protein of 794 amino acids. The transcript is spliced from 6 exons. Gene Ontology annotation, molecular function: protein dimerization activity; DNA binding. Lineage: Eukaryota; Viridiplantae; Streptophyta; Magnoliopsida; Fabales; Fabaceae.
AUGCCUCAAUCCUCACGGUCACGGAUUCAUCACAUCACAGAGUGGUUCAACUUCAGCCUGGCUUGCACAAUACGCAUCACACAGAUAGACACACACAGACUGCAGAGAACCUCAGAACCAAGCCAAAGACGACGCAGAGCCAUAGAUAGACAGAGUCAGUCUUGGACGACCGACAACGGACACGAAACACAAAGUCCAGUACCCAAGUCGCACACAAGCCACAGUCGUCGGCCACUCACAGCGUUGCACACAAGCCACAGCCGUCGCCCGUCAGUCACUCACAGAGUUGCAGACCAAAGAGUUCGUCACAGAGCAGAGUUCACCGUCGGCUACUCAAGUUCGGUUUUCACUUUCUAUAGUUCCACUUCCAAGUCGCGCACACUCGCACAGGCUACAGCCAUCAGCCACUCGCGGCGUCCCAGAACAAGUCUACUCGAGUUCAACUUCUACAGUUCCACUUUCAAGUUCGAGCCACAGUCUGAAUCACUUUCUGCAUUUUACUUCCCUAUCUCAGUUGCCUGGACUCUAGAGCUUCGGUUGCAAGAAACAUAUAUGGAGUUGAUGGAUGUUCAUGAUGAUGAUGAGCAACCUAAGAAUAACAAACCGGAAUUGAUUAACAAUGCUCAUGUAACUAUGGAUUCAAAUCAACAAAAAGAGAAAGAGAAAGAGCAAGAGAAAGAUCAAGAGCAAGAGAAAGACAAAGGUGAAAAGCAACCAGAAAAUUCAAAAGUUACAGAAGAAGGAGAAGGUUAUGGAACUAGUUUGAAGGGGGUGACAUUUGAUCUUAAUUCUUGCAGGCAAGCUCUUGCUAGAAUGAUAAUUGUUGAUGAGUUGCCUUUUAAAUUUGUUGAGAAUGAAGGUUUUCAGUAUUUCAUGAGUAUUGCACAACCUCUAUUUCCCCUUCCAUCACGUACUACAGUAGCUAGAGAUUGCUUGAGUCUUUACUUGUCUGAACAAGCUAAGUUAAGGAAUGUAUUUUGUAAAUCAAAACAAAGUGUUUGUUUGACCACUGAUUGCUGGACAUCUUUACAAAAUAUGAAUUACUUAUGCCUCACUGGACAUUUCAUUGAUGAUGAGUGGAAAUUGCAUAAAAGAAUUUUGAACUUUUGUCAAAUUGCUGAUCAUAAAGGUGAAACUAUUAGUGAAUUGAUUGAGAAGUGUUUGUUGAGUUGGGGAAUUGAUAGAGUUUUUACAGUUACAGUUGAUAAUGCCUCAAGUAAUGACACUGCUAUAUCUUAUGUUAAAGAUAGGAUACUUGAUUGGAAUGGGCACAUUAUGAAAGGAGAAUACAUGCAUGUUAGAUGUUGUGCACACAUCUUGAAUUUAGUUGUUAAUGAUGGGUUGAAAGAGAUUGGUGAUACUUUAACAAGAAUUAGAAAUGCAGUUCGAUAUAUUCGUGCAUCACCAUUACGGUUCCAAAAGUUCAAGUCUUGUGUAGAGCAAACAAGAAUUCAAGAAAAGGAUAUUGUGAAGUUAGAUUGUCCUACAAGAUGGAAUUCUACUUACAUAAUGCUUGAAAGUGCCUUAAAAUUUCAAAAGGCAUUCAAGAGAUUAGAAGAAAAGGAUACUACUUUUGCAAUUGAUAAGGAAGGACCCCCAACCAUAAAGGAUUGGGAAAAUGCACAUGUUUUUGUCAAAUUCUUGAAAAUAUUUUUUGAUGUCACCAAAAAAGUCUUUGGCUCAUUAUAUGUUACAUCUUCUCAAUAUUUUCAUGAGUUUUGCUUGGUAGUAAAGACUUUGAAUGAUAUGUGUCUAAGUGAUGAUCCUUUGUUAAAUUCAAUGGCAAGGAAGAUGAAACAAAAACAUGACAAGUAUUGGGGGAAUGUUGAUAAUUUGAAUAUGAUGAUCUUUAUAGCUGUGGUACUUGAUCCUAGGUACAAGUUGAAAUUUGUGGAGUGGAGUUUGAAAAAACUCUACGAUGAAGAUAUGGCUGAAUAUUUCACUAGGCAGGUGAAAGAGUUGCUCUUCAAGAUGUAUGAUAGAUACAAGUCUUUUCAUGGCCUUAAAAAAAGUUCAACCAAUACUCAAUCCCAAUUUGAUAAAGUUAUGAAUGAAGAUGAUAAUGUUGAAAAUCAAUCAGAGUUGGACCUCUACUUGAUGGAGACUAGAGAAAAAACAAAUCCCAAAUUUGACAUACUUAAUUGGUGGAAAGUGAAUUCAUUUAAAUAUCUUGUCAUUGGACAAAUUGCUAGGGAUGUAUUAGCCAUGCCUAUCUCCACUAUAGCUUCUGAAUCUGCUUUCAGCACUGGGGGUCGUAUACUAAAUGAGUAUAGAUGUUCAUUGGGUAUCAAGACAGUGGAAGCCCUUAUUUGUGCAAAUAAUUGGUUUCGAUCUACUCCAUUAGCAAGUGAUGUUAAAGAGAAGAUCUUGGUGUUGUCACUUUGA